UUUACCUUCUCUUCCUCGCUUCUUGUUUCAGUGUCGCGGAUUUGUUGAUCUGCUUAUGAUCACCUUUUCUUUGCUGUUUGGUAAUUGGUAAGGCAUUGAGGGCAGAAAAGGUUCGAGUGAAGAUCCACCCAGAAGAGGAGUGAGAGAUAUGAAGCUUGGAAUUCUCUGGUUGGUAGUGAGGAAAUGAAGAGGAGGGGUUGUUAAGGAUCGACCAUUUCUUGCUCUCUUCUUGGGUUUAUUUGAUUUGAGAUGGGCGGGUGUCUCCCCUGUUUCGGAUCGCCGGGCAAGGAGAAAAGUGGUGUUAAGGAAGGUGGGAAGAAAGAUUCUGUGAAGGAGGGUUCAGCUGCUCAGUCUCACCAUGUGAGCAGAGUCAGUUCGGAUAAAUCAAAAUCUCGGAUCAGUUCUGACUCUAAGAGGGAAACACCAGCAGCAAAAGAUGGGCAGACUACAAAUAUUGCUGCACAGACAUUUACUUUUCGAGAGCUUGCCGCUGCCACUAAGAACUUUAGGCAAGAGUGCCUUUUGGGUGAAGGAGGAUUUGGACGGGUGUACAAGGGUCGCUUGGAGAGCACCGGACAGAUAGUUGCCGUGAAACAACUUGACAGGAAUGGCCUUCAAGGAAACAGAGAAUUCUUGGUGGAGGUUCUCAUGCUCAGCCUCUUACACCAUCCUAACCUUGUUAACUUGAUUGGUUACUGUGCUGAUGGAGAUCAACGUCUCCUUGUAUAUGAGUACAUGCCUUUGGGAUCUUUGGAGGACCACUUACAUGAUCUCCCUCCUGACAAGGAACCUCUGGACUGGAAUACAAGGAUGAAGAUUGCAGCAGGAGCAGCUAAGGGCUUGGAGUACUUGCAUGACAAAGCAAACCCACCUGUUAUUUACAGGGAUUUCAAGUCAUCCAACAUUCUGCUUGAUGAGGGAUUUCGCCCAAAGCUAUCAGAUUUUGGGCUUGCAAAAUUAGGUCCUGUUGGUGACAAGACUCAUGUAUCUACACGAGUGAUGGGAACAUAUGGCUAUUGCGCUCCCGAGUAUGCUAUGACUGGCCAACUCACUCUGAAGUCUGAUGUCUAUAGCUUUGGUGUUGUCUUCCUUGAGCUGAUCACAGGCCGAAAGGCUAUAGACAACACCCGAGCUCCUGGAGAGCAUAAUCUUGUUGCAUGGGCCCGGCCACUAUUCAAGGACCGUAGGAAGUUUCCAAAGAUGGCUGAUCCACUAUUGCAAGGAGGUUACCCAAUGCGAGGACUUUACCAAGCCCUUGCUGUUGCAGCCAUGUGUUUACAAGAGCAAGCUGCUACAAGGCCUCUCAUAGGGGAUGUUGUGACUGCAUUGUCAUAUCUGGCUUCCCAAAGCUACGACCCAAAUACAGCCUCCACACAAAGCAACAGGGUAGGUUCAUCCGUUCUAAGAGAUGGAGAUGACAAAAGGAACCUCAAUAGUGGAGCUGAUGGCCUAGAUGAAGUUGGGUGUGCCGGGUGGCAUGGCCUACAAUCCCCUCAUCAGAAUUCGCCAGAUUUCAGACAGAGAGAUCCUGCUAGGGGAAUGAGUUUUGGUGCAGAGGUUGGCAGGGGGGAAACAAGUGGUGGGUCUGGGAGGAAGUGGGGCUUAGAUGAAUUAGAAAAGCAAGAAUCCCAAAGAGACAGCCCUGUUCAUGCCGGAAGAGCAAGGGAAACACCAAGGAAUUAUAACCGAGAUUUUGAUAGAGAACGUGCAGUUGCAGAGGCCAAAGUAUGGGGUGAGAAUUGGAGAGAAAGAAAGCGAGCAAACACUGCUGCAGGUAGCUUUGAUGGUACAAAUGAGCCACAAUGAGGUGUUGUAUAGCUUUCAUGCUUGAACAAUUCUCUUCUUUCAGAAAGCUCAUCUCAAGCCUAGGGAUACUACGAAAGGCAGGAAUGGAAUAAUGCCAGAUUCAUUGUAACUUGUGGCCUUGGUAGACGGCCAGUCGUCUUGAAUGGGAGAGGAUAAAGGAAUAGCCAAAAAAGAAUAUAGGUUACACUACACUACACAUUUGGUUUGGGCGUUUCAUUCCUCCACCCCUCCUUACCUUUAUCUCUUACAUUCUUGGUGUAUGGAUUUCAGAGCGUCAUUUUUUUUAAACGCCAUUGUUCUUUCUAUACGGAGGUGAAUUCUCACAUUUAACGAA
This is a messenger RNA of Nelumbo nucifera (sacred lotus), 2140 nucleotides long. Its product is annotated as serine/threonine-protein kinase PBL27-like. Lineage: Eukaryota; Viridiplantae; Streptophyta; Magnoliopsida; Proteales; Nelumbonaceae. The record is from RefSeq and is a predicted model, not a curated record. Gene Ontology annotation, molecular function: protein kinase activity; ATP binding. Gene Ontology annotation, biological process: protein phosphorylation.